AUGCCGCGGGGCCGGGCGGCGCGGCGCGGGCGCUGCGGGCGCUGCGGGCGGCGCGCGCUGCUGGCGGCGGCCGCGUGGACCGCGGGCUGGGUGCUGGCGGCCGCGCUGCUGCUCCGCGCGCACCCGGGCGCCCUCUCCGAGCGCUGCUCCGACGCGAAGAGCCGGCGCAUCCUGGACGCGCUGUGCCGGGACUACCGGGGCGGCUGGCUGACCGGCGCCCUGUGUGAGGACCUGUGCGUGGCGGGGCGGCUGCUGUACCAGCGCUGCCUGUACUACGAGCGUGGCAAGAAGGUGCUGCAGGCCCAGUGGCGUGGCCGGCCCGUCGUCCUCAAGUCCAAGAGGGAGGCUUUCUCCAGCUUCCCGCCCCUCGGCCUGCUGGAAGAGGAGGCCGGGCCGGGCGGUCAGGGCAUCUCCGAGGCGGACCUGCUCCUGCUGGUGGCCGGGGAGGUGAAGAACGCGCUAGGUCUGGAGCUGUCGGGCAGCAGCAUGGGGCCCCUGUGGCCGGCCAGGAGAGGCCCAGGCUGGCGGCGGCAGCUGGACAGCGCCUGGUCCCUGCUCCAGCAGGAGGAGUAUGUGUACUUGAGCCUGCUGCAGGACCUCAGUCACCACGUCCUGCCCGUGCUGGGCUCCUGCGGCCACUUCUAUGCUGUGGAGUACCUGGCCCCCGGCAGCCCCCACCACGCGGCUCUCUUUCCGCUGGACGACUCUGGCCCCCGGGGGGGACAGGCUCGGGCCACCAGCCGCAUUGCCCUCAGCUUCCUGGACAUGGUGAGCCACUUCGACAACGACUUCUCCCAUCGCCUCCACCUCUGCGACAUCAAGCCGGAGAACUUUGCCAUCAGGAGCGACUUCACAGUGGUGGCGAUCGACGUGGACAUGGCCUUUUUUGAACCUAAAAUGAGGGAGAUCCUUGAGCAGAAUUGCACCAGAGAUGAGGACUGCAAUUUCUUUGACUGUUUCUCGAGGUGUGAUUUGCGAGCAAACAAGUGUGGAGCCCAGCGAGUCAACAGCAACCUACAGGUCGUCUGUGACAAGAUAUUUCGUCCCUGGUUCUCCUCCACUCUGCGGAGCCCUGUCAUCUCGACCCAGCUGGAGCUGCAGCUCCAGCAGGCCGUGCAGGAGUGCGUAGACGCAGGCGGCAGCGCCUGGAGAGUGGCCCCUCACGUGUUCUGGAAGCUUCAGUGGCUUCUUCAGGCCAUCCUGAGAGAGCUGCAGGAAGCCGAGAAGUAGCUCUUCGCCUUGACCCUUGCACACAGGGAAGGACCUUCAAGUCAUUCCUUCGGCAGCCAUUUGGCGCUGCAGGCUGGAGCGCUGGGUGCCCCCAACCUCCCACACCCGUUUGAGUCCUUUUGGUUGGUCUUGUCUUCUGCCCUGUCAGCCCCUUGCCUCAGAAAUGAAGCCAGCAGGAGGUUCAGACCAUGACUUUGGGGUAGGAGGCGCUCAGACAGAAAACACAAGCCGCAGCACGCGGUCCCCUCCGUGGAAGGCACGUGCGCCUGUUCAUCGGACAAGCGGCCCACGGCCACGUGUGCACACGAGUGGAUGUGUUCACAAAGGAGUGGAUGCACACACGCUCCCGAGGUGCACGUGUGUGUGUAUGUAGACUAGCACGAGUGAGUGUGUGCACAUGGGAAUGUGUGCACACAAGUGCGUUCCUGUGUGUAUACGCACAUGUGCACAAGUCUGCGUACAUACGUGCGUGAUUGUGCUCAAGAAUGAGUGUGCUCAUGAAUGCACAUGCCACUGGAGGCAUGCGCACGAGUCUGCCUGUGAGUGCAUUGGGUGUGCAUGUGAGUGCGCAUGUCUGCUUGUGAGUGCAUGAGUGUGCAUGUGCACACACACAGACAAGUGUGAGCAGUUGGACAUGUAGGGGGUGUUGGGAGGCGGG
Messenger RNA from Dipodomys spectabilis (banner-tailed kangaroo rat), 1888 nucleotides. RefSeq names its product divergent protein kinase domain 1C (gene Dipk1c). The record is from RefSeq and is a predicted model, not a curated record. The transcript has 4 exons. The coding region runs from base 1 to 1230 and encodes 409 amino acids. NCBI's taxonomy places the organism in Eukaryota, Metazoa, Chordata, Mammalia, Rodentia, Heteromyidae.